This is a messenger RNA of Coccomyxa subellipsoidea C-169, 495 nucleotides long. RefSeq lists its product as hypothetical. The transcript has 5 exons. NCBI's taxonomy places the organism in Eukaryota, Viridiplantae, Chlorophyta, Trebouxiophyceae, Coccomyxaceae. The record is from RefSeq and is a predicted model, not a curated record. The coding region runs from base 1 to 495 and encodes 164 amino acids.
AUGUCUCCAACUCCAUACAUGUACAAGGUCCCAUUGUCGCCGGAGAACGAAGUCCCACGGAUCACUGACUCCAAGGCCCUCGGAUACUUGCUGAUCCAGUUCAUGCCCAACACCAAUGCCUUGUACUACGACGUCGUGGUCUCAAACAUCUAUGGUCCAACUAUAGUGCACCUCCACAAGGGCAAGCCAACUACUGUGGGCGCCGCCACCCUCAUGUUCCUGUACAAUUCCACAGCGACCGACAACAGCACAGCCUUCACCGGCCGACUAUGCAGCGGCAUCAUGACGCCGUCAGAUUUUAUGGGGCCUGCCGAAAACUUGACCACCAUGUCGGCACUCAUUGACGAGUACCUCAAGACUGACGAUCUGUUCUCAAAUAUUCACACCCUGGACCAUCCCAAUGGCAUCAUGCGCGGCCAAAUAAAUGCCAAAGCGCUGCAGGGAAGUCUGGCGGCUCGCACUGUGCCCACCAUGGCCCCUGGGGCUCCACUGUGA